Molecule: messenger RNA, 1281 nt
Organism: Pseudocercospora fijiensis CIRAD86
Lineage: Eukaryota; Fungi; Ascomycota; Dothideomycetes; Mycosphaerellales; Mycosphaerellaceae
Exons: 11
Coding region: 1-1281 (426 amino acids)
Source: RefSeq, a predicted model, not a curated record
AUGCGACCACUCCCACCAGCUGAGAAACCUUCUUCAGUGCACGGCAAUGGCAAAUGCUGCAUUUCUACACGCCAAGGGAGCAACGCGUCAGCUCCAGGAACAGGAAUAGCGACAGUGACGGGGCAACGUGCAGGCUGCUCGAACGCAAGCGUCCAAUCUGCACGCCACUGGACGAGUUCAGGUGAUGCAGCCCCCUCAAUUACCAAUCUGGACUGCUCGCACCUGAUCCCGUACGCCUUUCAAUUGGUGUCGUUUACAAUGACGUUCAUCACAUACUACGAUGCUUCUCUCGGAGAGCCGACGCAGCAUCUUUCCAGCAAGACCUCCUACUACUGCUGGAUAAACGACGGCCGAACCCGCCCAUGCAGGAUAUACAGCGCCGCGUCAAGCUUUGCGCCAGAUCUGGAAGUACUUGCCCUAUCUGUUCCCAUGGAAGCUGCGUUUCUCGAUGCUAAUCACGUCUGGUGGGGAAAUAUGCCGGGACACUGCAUAGGUCACCGUCCCAGAGCCACGAGAGGGAGACACUCUUGGUAUCAGCGUUGGUCUGUGCACGGACUCCACUACAUUCACCAUCUCCGGUCCACGUUAAUCAUUCCAACCCCUAUGCUCCUGGCGCAUGCGAAACCACGUCACAAGAGAAGAACAGAACUUCAUAAGUCCAACGUUGCUGCGAUAUCACUACCAAAUGCUCUCUUGACUCGUCCAGGACAUCGGCCGUUGGAGUCAGAAUAUCUUCAAGCUAGAGACUGGCGCAAACGUAGGAGCCCGAAUGACAUCAGGAUGGCGAACAUUUUUGGAGGCGCACUGAGCGCCGACAGCGACUACACCACCCCCAAACGAGACUCCGCUCGCCUCGAAUCAAGAUCCGACAAUUGCGACACCAACUGGCCAAACGCCGCCUGCGACGCAGACUGCUACGAGGCCGAGCCUCGAUUGGGGCAACAAGACCAUGAUGAAGCACGUUUGAGACGUGCCGGCGCUGGUGGUGAAUCUGGGCAUCUGGCUCCAAUAGCAAGCGCGCCGACCAAACGACUUUCGCGAUUGUUGCCGGCCGAGACCCCGAAAAGGCUCAUCAUGUUUCUUGACGAUAUCUUGAUUCACAUGUUGUGGAACAUGAGUAUCCAGUGCAGAAGUGUGGCCGAGGCGGAGGUGUGGUUUCACUUCCUAACCACCUCUCGAAAGCUUUACAUGACAUACCGGGGCUUCUUGGGUGUCUUUGCGCUCGGGCGCAGGCAUGGUCCGGAUGAGACAUCAAUGCACAGAAUUGCGGACCAAUCAUAA